AUGCCCUGCCCUUGUUGUUCGUUUCGUUUUUGGUUCCUCCACCCUCCAUUGAUAAAGAUUUCAACUUCACUUUUUGGAGUUUUGGGUAUUUAUUUAAAUCUUCCAAGUAUUAAAUUUAUCCAAAAACCAUAGUAAACAGUCAUGUAAUGGCAGAAAAAUCAAAGCUUUCUUCAAAUCUGAAACAAAUAUAUAUAUGAAUGGCAUCAAGAAUCUUGAGAUUUCUUGAUUCUUGUCAAAAUUUAGCUCAUUUAUAUCAAAUCCAAUCACAUUUGAUAAUAACAGGUCUUUUACAAGUACAAAACCCUUCAUUUUCUUCAAGAUUCUUGAAGUUAUGUACUCAGCAUUGUGAUAUUGAAUAUACUGCAUUGGUAUGUAGAUGUAUUCAUUUCCCUGAUACAUUUACAGUUAAUACUGUUAUUAAAGCUUAUGCUUGUAGUUCUAAGCCAGAUAAUGCUCUUGUUUUUUAUUUCCAAAGCCUUAAAAAUGGCUUCUUUCCUAAUAGUUUUACUUUUCCACCACUUAUGAGUGCUUGUGCUAAAAUGGGUCGGGUCGGUUCGGGUCAGAAAUGUCAUGGACAAGUUGUGAAAAAUGGGGUUGAUGGAAUUUUGCAUGUGCAGAAUUCUUUAGUGCAUUUUUAUAGUUGUUGUGGGGUUAUUGGUCUAGCUAGGAAGGUGUUUGAUGAAAUGCCUCAGAGAGAUGUUGUGUCUUGGAAUAGCAUUGUGAAUGGAUAUGUAAAAAUGGGUGAAUUAGUUGUUGCGCGGGAGUUGUUUGAUGCGAUGCCGUAUAGGAAUUUAGUUGGGUGGAAUGUCAUGAUGAAUGGGUAUUUGAAUUCGAAUAAUCCCGGGAAGUGCUUAAAGUUGUUUCGAGAAAUGGCACAGAGGGGAUUGAAUGGGAAUGAUGCAACGAUAGUCAUUGCGCUUACUGCUUGUGCUCGGUCAGCUCGAAUGAAAGAAGGAAAAUCUGUUCACGGGUGUGUUAUUAAGGCAUCUAAAGAUUUGAAUUUGAUUACUAGUACGACUUUAAUCCAUAUGUAUAGUAGAUGCGGAAGAGCAGAAAUUGCUCGUUUAGUUUUUGAUCGGGUAUCGGUCAAGAACAUUGUCUGCUGGAAUGCAAUGAUUUUGGGGUAUUGCAUUCAUGGAAACCCGAAAGAUGGGCUUAAUAUGUAUUCAGACUUGCUGAGUAGUAAAUCAGAAGGUCCAGAUGAAAUCACAUUUGUUGGUGUCUUAUGCGCUUGUGCCCGUGAAGGACUGUUAGCAGAAGCAAGAACACACUUUAGUGACAUGAGUGAUGUGUUUGGUAUAAAGCCCAGUUUUGCACAUUAUUGGUGCAUGGCUAAUAUUUUGGCAAAUGUUGGCCUAAUGCAAGAAGCAAUAGAAACACUGAAGAACAUACCAGUGGAGAGCAAUUUGCCACUGGAAUCCUCAUUGUGGUCUGAAUUACUUGGCUCAGCCCGCUUUAGAGGGGAUGUAGUUUUAGGAGAACAAAUUGCGCAUAAGUUGAUUGAUCAAGAUCCCAAGAAUUUUUGGCAUUAUUUAUUGCUGGUCAACAUUUAUGCUGCAGCUGGUCAAUGGGAUGAAGUAACUCAGACAAAGGAGAGGAUGAAGAAGAGAGGAAUAGAAAGAACACCAGGUUGCAGUUUAAAAGACGUGAAGGAAAUUGUUCACAACAUGUCAGCGACAUUAAUUGCAGGUAUUCAAAACCUUGUUCUUUUUUUUUGAUUAAGCACCGGGUGUCUGGGUCUCUUUGAGCCCCGACUAAUCCCGGGGGUGCACAGGCCCUCGGCAAGGAGUUUCCCGCAAGUGCACCACGGGUAAUUCAGGGUUUUACCCCAGUCCGAUGGCCCUCAGAAAUUGUUUGCACCCAGUGGGUUUCGAACUUGAGACCUUGAAAGGGAGCAAACCCCAAGGCUCAAGCCAAUUACCACCAGCUUCUUUUUGAUACUUUGGGCGCUAAUGAAGAACUUCGAAAUGCGUGAGAUGCAGCAGCUUCAAUGGAAGCUUUUGAGAAAAGCUAAACAUCAUGGGAGGCUGACUUUCUUACACACUUAAUGUAUAGUGCUGUGUCCUUGUCCGAGAAUGACUCAAAGUACAUAUAUGCGGCGCUCAUGGUAUGCUUUACUGGUAUACCCCAACUCCCUUUUUCAUCUGUUGAUGAUGUUUUUCUGUUAUUACAAUUUUAAACUGCGCCAGACAUAUGGAGCUCAAGGUACUUCACUGGAAAACCCCAACUCCCUUUUUUAUCUGUUGAUAAAUUUUUCCUGUUAUAACAAUAUUCAGUUACAAAAUGCUUUAAUAAAACAAUACUAAACUACAAAAAUGCUUAUAUUCAACUAAAAGUUGUGAUUUAUGAUCUCAAAUUUUGACUUUUGUUUGAAUUGUUAAUGGAUGUGCAAUUCCUAAUCUUGAACGUCCUCGUUACCGUAUUUUACUUAGAUAAAGAUUUUUGAUUCACAAAUGAUGCAUGUGUGUUUUGUUAUGACAUGCAGAUAUGGAAGACGGAAAUGAUCGACCUCUGCACCCGCCUAAGGAACAAGAGUUGGUGUGUUUGGGUAUAAUACUAAAUUGAGCAUUAUACACACAUAUAUUUUUCCUCCCGCUGAAUUGGGGAGUAGUUGGGCUUUUAAGUAGCUUUGUCUGAACGAGAGUCUAGAUUUUUUCAAUGAAUCCUCACUCUGGUGCAGUUUUGCUUCCAAGCAGAUUUCAGGUGGAUAUUUGAGCGGAUCUUACUCGGGCCAGGAUCCCUUGCGCUAGGUAAUCUUAUUGGUGUAUGACGUGCUGCUCGACACUGAAACAGUAGUUGAUGGGAGAAAGAUAAAAAAGGGUCAAACAACAUCGGGAGAAAGAUAAAAAAGGGUCAAACAACAUCUUGAGGACUUCUGAUUUCAAAAUGGAUUUUGGAAUAAGGAAUGACUUGAAGAUGGAAAAAAUGAGGAGUCACAUCCAACUUUGGCUCACUACAAGAAACAUUAAUACUUUACCGGAGGUAGUGGUAUAAACUGAUUGUGAAUAUGAUAUGAAGAAAGGGCAGAACCAUUAAACUUAAUACUUUACUGUUGAUGCUGGAAGAACAAAACUUGCACCUAAACCAAGGACAGCGAUAUGGCUAUUCUUGGUCCAGAGAUGAUAGCUGAUGUUACUGGUGGAUGGAAGCUUUUAUAGUGGCAGUCACCUAGCUCUCUUUUUGACAGAUGAUAAAUUAUGUAACUAGUCAUAAUUUCUUCUAUUAAGUCAGAAACGGGUCAUUCAUUUGUAGUCUUAUACUGGGGUGCGUAUAAAUACAUAUCCCAAUGUUUACAUUGGUUUCAGUUUAUGUGGUCA
Messenger RNA from Lycium barbarum (goji berry), 3317 nucleotides. Its product is annotated as pentatricopeptide repeat-containing protein At3g51320-like. The transcript is spliced from 4 exons. The record is from RefSeq and is a predicted model, not a curated record. Bases 198 to 1718 code for a protein of 506 amino acids. Lineage: Eukaryota; Viridiplantae; Streptophyta; Magnoliopsida; Solanales; Solanaceae. Gene Ontology annotation, biological process: RNA modification. Gene Ontology annotation, molecular function: RNA binding; protein binding.